Molecule: messenger RNA, 1045 nt
Organism: Arabidopsis arenosa
Lineage: Eukaryota; Viridiplantae; Streptophyta; Magnoliopsida; Brassicales; Brassicaceae
Source: the annotation of a GenBank genome assembly
GUUACCUUCCCAUGGAUAAGCGAAAGAUGCCGACGAAGCAACCAACCUCCGAAGAGUUCAACAAAGCCGCCUUCAAGCUUCUUGCGAAUCCCCACAUCAAACCGACGGUGGAGUUCAUCACCGCCCUCACAAAGCAACGGAAGAAUCAAGAAGAUAUCAAGUUCUUCCGUUUUUGCGUUGCCAAUUACCCGGGAUGCUUCUCCGUCAAGCUCAUGCGUGUCUACGCCUCGAAAGAGCCACGUGUCUCUUACGAGAUUAGAGAGAGUGCGAUGAGGUUUCUCUACCUUAUCUUCAUCAUAGAAGAAGCUUCUAUGGAUUUUGAAGUGGCUCACGUAUUCUCGACUUUACUCAUAUCUUGCCUUGAAGAACAAGUUAUAUCGGAAACCAGUUUCAAGAUUCUUUCCAUGCUCGUGAACCGUGUCGCUUUCGAGAUAUUCAACAUUCAAGAAAAAACGUGGCAUGGCCUGUGUGAGUUUAUCUCGUCUAAAGCGGAACCAGAGUUUGCGAAAGCGGUUUUCGUGUUCAAGAGCUUGUCGAUGCCUUUGGAUGAAGAAGAGUUUCUGAUUCCUCUCAUGGAGAAUCUUCUUCCAGCGAUCUUGAAACGUUUAGGUGACAACGAGGAAGAGAGUUCGAGCCAGUGGGGUUUAGCGUUUGUGGGUGGUUUUUGUGCGGCGGUUCACUUGUUGGAGACGACACGUGUUGCUUUGGUGGAGAAACUUGCUAAUGAGAUGUUGAAAUCGGUGAACAGAAGAAUGGAAUUAGGGUUUCUUUUGAAAACUCUUAGGGAUGUUGAAGUCGCUAUAAUGGAACAGUUAUGGUGGUAUUGUUCUACUGAGUUUAGAUUCGUUUUGGGUUUAAUUCGGAGGAUUGAUGCCAUUAUCACUGAGAAGACAGCGAAGAAUGUGUUGGAGAGGAUUAAGAAGGUUGUGAAGAAGAAGAUGCAUGAAUAUGUUGGAGAGAUUGAUAAUGGUGACGAAGAUUGGCUUAAUCAGCGCCAUUGAGUUUGGUUGCUUCCUGCCCAAGUAAACAAAUUCUAGGGGAAUGU